AUGAUGAAAUGGCGUCAAAAGUCGUUCGUCUCAAGAGAAAGAGCAAUUUCGAUUAUUUUUACUUUUUCUUUAUUUCGUUUUGUCUUUUUUUUAUUUUCCUUGUCUUUUUUCUUAAUCUUUCCUCGCGUUUCUUUCUUUCUUUCUUUCUUUCUUUCUUUUCAUCGGUUUUAUUCCUUCUUCUGCUCUAAAUUCUUGUUUCUUUUUUCUUUGUCUUUCUUUUCUUUCUGCUUCUUUCUUUUCUUUCAUAUUCUCACCCCCCCCUUUAUUUUCUCUUGUUGCUUUUCUUUUGUUUUUAUCCUUUUCUUUUCUGUCUGUCUUCAUCUUUUUUCCUUGCUUUUUUUCUCCGUGUUUUUCCUCUUCUUUCUUUUUUCUGCUUACGGCCAUAUCACGUUUUUUUUCUUUCUUUCUUUCUUUCUUUCUUUCUUCCUUCCUUUUCAUCGAUUUUAUUCCUUCUUCUGCUCUAAAUUCUUAUUUCUAUUCUCUUUUCCCUUCUUUUUCUUUCCUAUUCUUUUCCCCCUCCCUUUUUAUUUUCUCUUGUUUUCUUUUUCUUUCUUUCUGUUUUUCUCCUCUCUAAGGCUUCUUUCUUUUCUUUCCUAUUCUUUUCCCUUCUUUUUUUCUUUUGUUUUAUCUAAUCUUUUUUUCUUUCUCCGACUUUUUCUUUAUUUCACUUUGGAUUUCUUUUCCUCGCUUUAA
Messenger RNA from Acanthosepion pharaonis, 693 nucleotides. Lineage: Eukaryota; Metazoa; Mollusca; Cephalopoda; Sepiida; Sepiidae. The record is from the annotation of a GenBank genome assembly.